AUGAGUCAGGCUCAAGCUCGAGCGCGUAUCUCCCACUCCCGCCUCGCGAUUCCCGUCAAACACAACAAACACCCGAAGGUGCUGUUUGCAGGAGAAGCUACCCAUCACAGGUUGUUCCAAACAGCCAUUGGCGCCUACCUCAGUGGACGCCGAGAAGCUGAUCGCUUGAACGCCGAUUGGGAACUUACUCCAAGGUACCCGCUCAGGGGAACUGGUAUCCAUGCUGGCCAUGUUGAAAAUCACACCGUAAGAGUAGAUAACAUUCCUCAACGUCGACCACCAAUCGAACUUCAUAUGCACUCAAGCUAUACGUAA
This is a messenger RNA of Cooperia oncophora, 315 nucleotides long. The record is from the annotation of a GenBank genome assembly. Lineage: Eukaryota; Metazoa; Nematoda; Chromadorea; Rhabditida; Trichostrongylidae.